UAUGAAUGAAGCAGGCAGUUGUUUCCUCAGCUCUCAACCAGUCAAAACCUUUCCAUCUCCCAUGACUACGAGAUAAUUACCUCAAUUCGCCUUGAAACGUAUCAAUUGAUCCGAAAAAACUGUUUGAAAACUGAGUACUGUGUCAUCCCAGUCAAACCUUUCAUACCUCCCUUCCAAGCUCCGUGUCCUUUCAACAUUGUGCCACAAACGAUUCCUACUUAUUACGACCUUUCUCAAAGAACCAAUACCUUUCUAAGAAUACAUCGGAAACUUAUUUCACUCUCAAAAUGGCCUCUCGAAUGCUCCUACGAUCAGUCGCCGGCGUUGCUACUGGCCGACAAGCCAUCGCACAACGAACGUUCACCAGCACCACCGCGAACCUGUCCUACAAGGAGAGCAAUCUCGGCGCAGAUGGAUCCGACGCGGCGGACCCGGAGAAGCACAAGCAAGAUCUCCUAGCGAAGCAGAAGGCCGGCAAGGGCCACUGGAAGCCCGAGCUCGCCUCCGACAGCGAGGAGGCCGUCAAGGCGGACCGAGCUCGCGGCGACGGCAGCGAGGACAUAUCGGCCCUGCAGAACCGGACCAAGGGUGCCGCCGAGGAGACUAGCAAGUCCGGCACCAGCAUGAGAGACGGGCUGUAAGGUCUAAGAGGUAUGAUCGACCAAAGAAGUCGGACAUGAGCUGAUAGGUCUAAGGUUUCAGAGUUGAUCUGAUGGAUAGGAAUGGUGCGGGCCCGACAAAGUGAAACAACAUCAAUAGGUAUCUAAGAUCGAGAAGGGUCGCAGUUAGCAUUGCUUGGUCGUUAAGGUUAUGGCUUUAUUCGAGGCUGGCUCUACUACGGUUUCAUUCAUGUUGUACAAAUAAGAAAUGAGAAAAUGGACGACGGGAUUAUUGGGCCAAUAUAAGCAUAUUGCUUUACAGUUAGGUGAUGACCGUACGCUUGUGACUAUCACACUCCUAAAAGUGACGUGGCUUGGUUGGUAAAAAGAUCGAGGACCGUAUAUU
Molecule: messenger RNA, 1005 nt
Organism: Annulohypoxylon truncatum
Lineage: Eukaryota; Fungi; Ascomycota; Sordariomycetes; Xylariales; Hypoxylaceae
Exons: 2
Coding region: 288-641 (117 amino acids)
Source: RefSeq, a predicted model, not a curated record